AUGGAGGAAGAGCGAGUUAUCAGAGCUGCAAUGGUCAUCCAGAAUUGGUACCGAGCUUACAGUGCUCGUUUGAAGACCAGACAACGUUAUGCCCUUACCAUCUUCCGGUCUCUUGAAUAUGCUGAUGAGCAAGGUCAAAUGCAGCUAUCCAACUUUUUUGCCUUCAUGCUGGAAAAUUUUGCAAAUACACCUGAAAAAGAUCCAGAAUUAGUUCAUCGUCUUUUUCGUACUAACCCUCAAGAUAGGGAUAGAGAGGACUAUGUGAAGAUGAUAGAUGUCCCUGACUCCUAUACUGGUCCCAGACUGCAGUUCCCACUCACUUUUACUGAUAUUCAUUUACUUCUUGAGGGCUUCAAGCAACAACAGAUACUUCAUGCUCAUUAUGUCUUAGCGGUGCUAUUUGAGGCCAAGAAAGUCUUGAUGCAAAUGCCGAAUAUCUCUCACAUAAAGACUUCUCCCUCCAUAGAGAUAACGAUCUGUGGUGAUUUACAUGGAAAACUGGAUGAUCUUUUGUUGAUCUUCUAUAAGAAUGGUCUCCCCUCAACAGAAAAUCCAUAUGUUUUCAAUGGCGAUUUUGUAGAUCGAGGGAAAAACUCCAUAGAGAUCCUGAUGAUCUUGUUAGUGACUUUGCUUGUCUAUCCCAAUGACUUGCACUUGAACAGAGGGAACCAUGAAGAUUUUCUGAUGAACCUGAGAUAUGGCUUCACAAAAGAAAUUAUGCAAAAAUAUAAGCUAUAUGGAGGGAAGAUCUUGAAAAUAUUAGAAGAAGUCUAUCCCUGGAUCCCAAUUGCCACAAUAAUUGACAAUGAAAUUCUCGUCAUACAUGGCGGGCUGUCCGAGUCCACGGACUUGAAUUUACUCCACCGUAUAGAAAGAAAUAAAGUGAAAUCUGUGCUAAUGCCACCUAUUCAGACAGAUGAAGACUUUCCUCUUGAGUUUAUGACAGAUAAAAGCAAGAGAGAGAGGUCAAGUAUAACUCUUUCUGAACAGUUAUUACAGCAAGAAUGGGAUCAGGUAAUUGAUCUUCUGUGGAGUGAUCCCAGAGGCAAAAGAGGCUGUUUCCCAAAUACAAGUCGAGGAGGUGGUUGCUAUUUCGGACCAGAUGUUACCACCAAGAUUUUAAAAAAAUAUAAUUUGAAGAUGCUUGUUAGAUCUCAUGAAUGUAAGCCUGAUGGUUACGAUAUCUGCCAUGAUGGGAAGGUUAUUACCAUAUUUUCUGCAUCUAAUUAUUAUGAAGAAGGUAGCAAUCGAGGAGCUUACAUGAAAGUGGGCCAUAAUGUACUCCCUAGAUUUGUCCAGUAUCAAGUAACCAAGUCAACGUGCCCAAGGUCUCUCUGCCAAAGGGUGAGUACUUUUGAAAGCAGUGCCAUCAGGAUAUUAAAAGAAAAAAUAAUAUCACGAAAAACUGACCUCAUUCAUGCUUUUGAACUUCAUGACCGCAGUAAAUCAGGAAAAGUUUCUCUGAGCCAGUGGGCAUUUUCUAUGGAGAGCAUUUUGGGACUGAACUUGCCUUGGAGAUCCCUGAGCACUCACCUGGUAAACACAGACACAGAUGGAAAUAUUGACUACUUGUCCAGCUUCCAGGAUGUCCAAAUUGAAAAACCUGUGGAAGAGGUCCAUUCUUCUCUCAUUGAGACUCUCUACCGAUACCGAUCUGACCUGUACAUUAUAUUUAACAUCAUUGACACUGAUCGCUCAGGGUUGAUCUCCGUGGAUGAAUUCCGUGCCAUGUGGAAACUUUUCAAAACUCACUACAGUGUUCAGGUUGAUGACUCUCAAGUUGACGACCUUGCUGACAAGAUGGACUUGAACAAAGAUGGAAGCAUUGACUUUAAUGAGUUUUUAAAGGCUUUCCAUGUAGUGCAUAAAUUUGAUACAAUGCAUAAAUCAGACACCUACCUUGCUUCCCAAGAAUGA
This is a messenger RNA of Elephantulus edwardii (Cape elephant shrew), 1917 nucleotides long. It is a transcript of the gene PPEF1, whose product is annotated as protein phosphatase, EF-hand calcium binding domain 1. Gene Ontology annotation, cellular component: cytosol; nucleus. Lineage: Eukaryota; Metazoa; Chordata; Mammalia; Macroscelidea; Macroscelididae. The record is from RefSeq and is a predicted model, not a curated record. The transcript is spliced from 16 exons. The coding region runs from base 1 to 1917 and encodes 638 amino acids. Gene Ontology annotation, molecular function: manganese ion binding; iron ion binding; protein binding. Gene Ontology annotation, biological process: detection of stimulus involved in sensory perception.